Molecule: messenger RNA, 1137 nt
Organism: Perca flavescens (yellow perch)
Lineage: Eukaryota; Metazoa; Chordata; Actinopteri; Perciformes; Percidae
Product: stonustoxin subunit alpha-like
Exons: 2
Coding region: 296-979 (227 amino acids)
Molecular function (GO): protein binding
Source: RefSeq, a predicted model, not a curated record
GUCAUUGUAGAAGUCUCCAAGAAGAACAUCUCCUGGAACUAAAAUGACAAUUGCCAUUUGUUAAUAACUAAUGCAGUUUGGACAAAUAUCUGCAUGGUAAAGGAACUUCCUGUUAUUUUGACAAAUAUCCUUUAGGCCCUCUUACCCUGGACAAAUCUCGUUCAUCUCUGUGACAAAAGUGUUUGGAUGAAGUAUUAGGUGAUGUAAUGUCUGUGUUUCUCUACAGAGAAAGGACCAGUCCACUCCGCCUUAACACUUAACACUGAACCUUGAACUUUAGGACAGGACUUUUGAGAUGCUACAUUUGAAUGUUCAGACUGUUUCUCUAUCAGUGAAUAAUAAUGUGUGCGAUAGUGAUGUAAUGUCCAUGUUUCCACGCUGCUCUGACCCCCCUCCUACUUUCAGGGUGGAGCCUGCUGGAGUCAGAUAUUUGAGACCUGGUCUGAGAAAGUAUUCCUGUGAACUCAGACUCGACACAAACACAGUGAACAGAAACUUCAUACUGUCUGACAACAACAGAAUGGUAACAUAUGUGGAGGAGGAUCAGCCAUAUCCUGAUCAUCCAGAGAGGUUUGACUCCUAUCAUCAGCUGCUGUGUAGAGAUGGUCUGACUGGUCGCUGUUACUGGGAGGUAGAGACGAGAGGAGAUGUUCAUAUAGCAGUGAGUUACAGAGGAAUCAGCAGGAGAGAAGACAGUGAUGACUGUUGGUUUGGAUAUAACGAUCAGUCCUGGAGUCUGAUCUGCUCUGAUGGUCGUUACUCUGUCUGUCACAAUAACAGAAAAACAUCCAUCUCCUCCUCCUCUGUCUCUGAUAGAGUAGCAGUGUAUGUGGACUGUCCUGCUGGCUCUCUGUCCUUCUACACAGUCUCCUCUGACUCACUGAACCACCUCCACACCGUCAACACCACAUUCACUCAGACUCUCUAUCCUGGGUUUGGGAUCUGGUCUGGUUCCUCAGUGUCUCUGUGUCCUCUGUAGGACGGAGAGUCUCCUCCUGUUUCUCACUGCUGAUCAGUUGAGUCUGUACAGGAUCACACUUACAGAAAUAUUUCAGGUUAUUGUUAUGAACUAAUGAAUGAACUUUGUAUAAAAUAAUUCAGAAUGAUUUAAAAAAGGAGCACCUUGUUCAAUAGUAU